ACAGCAGACAACUGUUUAGUGGAAUUUGGGCCGGAGACAGGAGUACAGGAAGCCGAACCUGAAACUUUUAAACAACAAAUCUGCUCAAUAAAACUAUUGUGAAUGAUCUCAUUAAACUGUUAAACCAAAUUUACCUGCAGACAUUGUAGUGCGGGAACCUAGAACUAUGAAGAACUCUUUCAUCUUUUUUCUCAUUUUAGCCGUAGAGGUGUUUUGUAGUCGCGACUUCUAUGGUAUCCUUGGAGUUGGGCGCAAAGCGUCAACAAAUGAAAUCAAGAAAGCGUACAGAAGAAUGGCAAAGGAAAUGCAUCCAGAUAAAAAUAGAGAUGACCCGAACGCAAAUGAAAAGUUCCAAGACCUCUCGGCCGCAUAUGAAACUCUCUCAGACCCUGACCGCCGUAAAAUUUAUGACCGAGGUGGCGAAGAAGCGUUGGCAAAGGAUGACCGUAAUGGUGGUGGCGGUGAUCCCUUCUCCAGCUUCUUUGGCGGCGGUGGAAGUCCGUUCGGCGAUUUUUUCGGAUUCGACGGCGGUAACGGCGGAGAGAGAGAAAUCCCCAAAGGAGCAAAUAUUGUCAUAGAUCUCUGGGUUUCACUGGAGGAACUUUAUUUAGGAAAUUUUGUCGAGUUGACGCACAACAAACCUGUUGCUAAGCCUGCAAAGGGUACCCGGAAGUGUAACUGCAGACAGGAAAUGGUGACAAGAUCUCUUGGUCCUGGCAGGUUCCAGAUGACCCAACAGCAAGUUUGCGACGAUUGUCCUAAUAUCAAAUUCGUGAACGAAGAGCAUCACCUGGAGGUGGAGGUGGAGCCGGGUAUGAUGGACGGGAUGCAGCAUAAAUUCGUCUCCGAGGGGGAACCUCAUAUGGACGGAGAACCCGGAGAUUUAAUCCUGGAGAUCCGAACCUAUCCGCAUAAAAAGUUUGAGAGAAGGGGAGACGAUCUCUACACCAACGUAACUAUCAGUCUGGUGGACGCCCUGCGAGGUUUCGAGAUGGACAUCGAGCAUCUGGACGGGCACAAGGUCCACGUGAGCAGGGAGAAGGUCACGUGGCCCGGAGCUAGAAUUAGGAAGAAGGGAGAAGGAAUGCCGAACUAUGAGAAUAAUAAUCUGUUUGGAACUCUGUACAUCACCUUCGAUAUAGAGUUUCCUAAGGGUGAACUAGAUUCUGCAGAUAAGGAGAGGAUUGCUGAGAUAUUAAAGCAGGGAACCAUUAAUAGUGUUUAUAAUGGGAUAGGAGGAACCAAGAGCUGAGGACACUACUAUGUGAUAUUGUUCCUUCACACCUUUAGAUCAAGUUGGUCCCGAGCCUUGACAGAACAUUUUGAAGAUUCAGGCUCCUGGCUCAGUCAUGGUGAAUUCUCAUCAUACCUUGUGAUAAUAUGUAUAAACACUGUUUAGUUGUUAUAAAUCUUUUUACUGUAA
Messenger RNA from Eurytemora carolleeae, 1423 nucleotides. RefSeq names its product dnaJ homolog shv (gene shv). Lineage: Eukaryota; Metazoa; Arthropoda; Copepoda; Calanoida; Temoridae. Gene Ontology annotation, biological process: protein folding; protein maturation. Bases 167 to 1252 code for a protein of 361 amino acids. The transcript has 5 exons. Gene Ontology annotation, cellular component: endoplasmic reticulum. Gene Ontology annotation, molecular function: misfolded protein binding. The record is from RefSeq and is a predicted model, not a curated record.